UGGCUGGGUGAUGGCCAGUCGGUGGCGAAUAUCUGUGAUGUGAGGGCGCGUGUGCGGAUCGGAUACAGUCAGUGGAGGCACGUGGCUUUACCGAGAGGCCGGAAAGCCGAGGACGGUGGAGUCCCGCAGUGCAGGUGGCCCUGGGUAGGUAUCACCGGCUGGGAACCGCUUGCUUGUUUAAUACGGCUAUGCGGCGGAGUGUGUCGAGCAGAGAUGUCCUGCGCUGGCGCGUGAGAUGUUCGUUCACACGCCCGACUCGCCCACACUCCACGACGACAAUGGCGCCACGCCAUUGGAGCUCGGUGGGGAGGGCAAGACGCUGCACACUCCCGAGCUGCUCAACUCUCUGAUGACGCUGGCGCCGCCGUCGUUCCCGUCCUCGUACUCGCAGUACCAGGAGGCGGCGAGCGGCGAGCCCGGAGCGACCCCCUCCCUCCAGCAAACCACCUCUUCGCUCAUCAAGGAGGGUCUCAAGGUGUCCAUCAGGUCUCGGCGAGCCUCCACCGGCCAGGCACUCUUCACUGAGGAGAGGAGAGAAAUCAAAACUGAGCUGACGUCGGUCGACGAGGCGCGUCGCCAGCGGCGUCGGGAGCGGAACAAGGUGGCCGCCACAAAGUGUCGAAACAAGAAGAAGAUCGAGACACAGCACCUGAUUGUGGACUCGGAGCGCCAGGUGAAUCAGCACAACUCGCUCCGGCUAGAGAUCAUCCAGCUGCUGCAGGAGCGCAGUCAGCUGGUCUCGGCGCUCUCCUCCCACCUGCCCUGCUGCACGAGCGCCUGCGCCGACAGCACGGCCGCGGCCCUGUCGCGGUGUAACCAUACCCCUCCGCCGGAGGUGCCGCGGCCGCUCUCUCCGCUCACUCCUCUCACCUCUCCCGACUCGGAGAGGAGGCCGUCCGGCAGCAGCACGUGCAGCUGGAGCAGCGUCGGCGAGAUGGCGCUCGAGUCGGCGGCGUGCGCGCUGCCGUUCGGCGGCGGUGGUGGAUUUCCGUGCGGCGGCUCGGUGAUGGCUAACCCGGCCAUGACGCCGUCGCCAACCGCCUCGGUAUCGCCCGGGUACUGCGCCGGCGCCGGCGGUCGGCCCGCCAGCACCUCAGGGUACGGGCUCUACAGUCCGCCCGGCAGCGGCGCGUCCAUGAUGCUCUCUCCGCCGGCGUGCGCCGCGAUGGUGGCGCCACACAGCGGCCAGGGGGCGCUGCUGUCACCGGCCGGCCAGCACCAGCCCGUGAAGAUGAACAUGGGCAGUCCUACGGGCGCUGGUUGCGCAAUGUAUGGAGGCCAGGGUGGCUACAUGCCGCCCCCGGUAAGCCAGCCGGACGGCUAUGGGUACUACAACUGUGGACCGGUAGCCCCGGCGCCUGCCCAGACACCGUACCCGGCCGGCUACGGCCCCAGCUACGGCCAAAAUUAUGCCGGCUACGGCCGCAUGUGCUAGCGCACGGACGACGCUCGAGCCGCCGGUCGGCCGAUCCUGAUCGCAGUGCGAACCCGGCUAGCGCCGCGCCGCCCGGGCCUGAAAUAGUGUGUGCCUUACGCGAUACUGUGUGCCUCACGAGCGUAGAUCGCUCCCGUGGUGAUAUGACGUCACCAACGUGUGGUGACUCAUGACGUCACUACCUCGUGGUGAUGUGUGAUGUCACCACGCCCACUGGCUGUGAUUUCUGUGGCUUCCAAUGGGUGCGGGCCCGCUGGGGCAGGCUGGGCAGCCGGCUGCCCCGCGCCUGUCAAACGCAGCUUGUUGCCAGCGAUGUGAUCCUGGCACCGCAGGCCUCGGCGCAAAGUCUGACUAGUUCAGAUCCUCUGACCGAGCCUGCGCGCGUUACUGAGAGUUGCUGUUUUGGGAGGGUUUGUUAGGGUCCACCGGCUCCACGGAUCUGCGAACUCCGGGAGCUCGGUGGCAAUCUGAACGCUUAGAGCUGUUGACAUUGAGCCGCUUCCUCAAAUGUGCGGUGCCGGUGCUUUCAUGCUACCGCCGCCGUCGGCGCGGGCCUGGGCGACCUCCCGCAGGCAGCGAGCCUCGGCCGCCGCCGGUGCCUCGCUUCUCACGGGUGGUCGGGGUCCCGCCCGGCUCUGACUUCUGCUUACAGCUUCGUACGCACGGGCUACCUAGCAGGGGAUGUUUGCUCGCGUAAGCACUAAGUGCUGUCAGUCUCUGGCGGAUGGCUGACAUUGUUAAUACAUAUGUGAGAGAUCGCUG
Amphibalanus amphitrite is the source of this 2197-nucleotide messenger RNA. RefSeq names its product proto-oncogene c-Fos-like. Gene Ontology annotation, molecular function: RNA polymerase II cis-regulatory region sequence-specific DNA binding; DNA-binding transcription factor activity, RNA polymerase II-specific. The transcript has 5 exons. Gene Ontology annotation, cellular component: nucleus. The coding region runs from base 236 to 1435 and encodes 399 amino acids. Lineage: Eukaryota; Metazoa; Arthropoda; Thecostraca; Balanomorpha; Balanidae. Gene Ontology annotation, biological process: regulation of transcription by RNA polymerase II. The record is from RefSeq and is a predicted model, not a curated record.